ACAACACCAGCAGCGAGUCAGAAAACCGUCCGGAUAGAGCCGGUCCAUGACCUCGAAAGCAUCUUCACGAUGGCAGACACAGCAUUGCCCAUUGAACAUGAAGACUCCAUCUCGUCGCAGGAUCCCCGCAAUCAGCAGCCGAAGAAGGAAAAGAGCAGAAGACCAGCAAAUACUGCUUUCCGUCAACAGCGACUGAAAGCAUGGCAACCGAUUCUGACGCCCAAGACCGUCCUUCCAUUAUUCUUCGCGAUCGCCAUCAUAUUCGCACCACUCGGGGGUUUGUUGUUAUACGCCAGUUCUCAGGUGCAGGAGAUCAUACUGGAUUACUCAAGAUGUCAUCUCGAUGCGCCUGACUACCCAGAGACGGCGCCGAUGCCCUCGGAUCUCGUUACGAUGCACUUUAAGACGAACUCAAGCAAUACAGAUAGACCAAGUGCUGCAACAUGGACCAAAAGACCCAUCAAUGCCACCUAUGGCAACGGCUCCGUCAUCCACGCGGUCGUGCCCACGACCCAAUGCACCCUUACCUUUACCAUUCCAAAUGCAUUGAAUCCGCCAGUUCUGUUCUACUAUCGCCUGACACACUUUUACCAGAACCACCGCAGAUACGCCAAGUCUUUCGACGUCGAUCAGUUGUCAGGGAAAGCUGUCUCGGCGAGCACAAUCCACAGCAGUGACUGCACACCCCUUACUACUACCCAAGUCGGCAACGUCAGCAAGCCCUACUACCCCUGCGGUGUGGCGGCUAACUCUGUCUUCAACGACACUUUCUCUUCCCCUGUCCUUUUGAACGUGCCAGGCCAACAAGUUGACAACCAAACCUACUACAUGAGGAACAGCUCUGGGAUCGCAUGGGAGAGUGACAAAGCACUGUACGGUCAAUCAGCGUACAACUGGGCAGAUGUCGCUGUGCCUCCGAACUGGGUCUUGAGAUAUCCGAAUAACUAUAGCGAUGAUUAUCAUCCUGACCUGGUCAAUGACGAGCAAUUCCAGGUCUGGAUGCGGUUGGCUGGUUUACCCACUUUCAGUAAACUGGCACAGAGAAACGAUACUGCGGUUAUGCAGGCAGGCACUUACAGUGUUGAUAUUAAUCACCAUUUCAAUGUCACCGAAUAUGGCGGCACAAAAUCCAUCAUUAUUAGCACCCGCACUGUUGUGGGCGGCAAGAAUCCUUUCCUCGGAAUCGCCUACGUAGUCGUAGCAGCAAUCUGCGUCGUGCUUGGAACCCUCUUCACCGUCACCCAUCUCAUCAGGCCCAGGAAAUUAGGCGACCACAAUUACUUGAGUUGGAACAAUGUGGGACCUACCACUGGAAUGACGACUGGACGCGAUGGUGUAUUGGUCGGGGAGGGACUACAGUGAUUAUAGACCUAGGUGGGGUAUAGAAGUGGACGUACCGGGGGGGGAAAAGAAAUAGGGGUGGGUUGGGGAUGUCGAAUGUACAGUAACGUUUUCCUUUCCCUCUUGCGUGCUUUAUAAAUUUCUUUUCUUUAUGUUGG
Amorphotheca resinae ATCC 22711 is the source of this 1499-nucleotide messenger RNA. RefSeq lists its product as hypothetical. Gene Ontology annotation, cellular component: endoplasmic reticulum; Golgi apparatus; plasma membrane. Lineage: Eukaryota; Fungi; Ascomycota; Leotiomycetes; Helotiales; Amorphothecaceae. The transcript has 5 exons. Bases 70 to 1362 code for a protein of 430 amino acids. The record is from RefSeq and is a predicted model, not a curated record.